UACCUUUCUUCCCUUUCUCCCUCCUCUCUUUCACCCUUUUCUAAUUACCAAAACCUCCGCCACCCUAUCGCCACCAUGCUCUCCACCCUCUCUCCCUCCGACCCUUUUCUCGACAACCCAUUUUCCGCCUUCUCCGGCGGUUUCCCACCUUGGGAUUUCCAUGACCUUUUUUCCGACGACCUCGAGUCCACCACUCCCCUACCCAUCACUUCGAGCUCCGGUUCAGAUGAACCGAACCAAGCCCAAAAGAAACAAAAACCGGACUCAGACGAACCGAACCACCGGGUCAUAGACGAGCGAAAGCGGAGACGCAUGUUAUCGAACCGGGAAUCUGCCCGAAGAUCACGGAUGCGGAAACAGAGACACGUGGAGAAUCUACGGAACCAGUUGAACAAGUGUAGAAUCGAAAACCGGGAACUGAAAAACCGGUUGCAAUUCAUCGUGUUUCACUAUAACCGCAUAAGAACCGAAAACGAAUGGCUCCGGUCCGAGCGAACCGUGCUAAACCAAAGAAUCAACAACUAUACUCAAAUUUUGGUUUACCAACAAUUUCAACCUUUCUCCACUGCAUGGACAUGUAACACUACUACGGUGGAAUAAAGUAUAAACCACCUUGAUUAAUCAAGUAACUAAUUAUGAUUAAUCAAGUUAAUUAAAAUUCUAAGACAAAGUCAUAAUUUGUAUGUAAAAUAUUAAAAUUAGGUAAAAGAGUCUGGGAAUUUUCCGUGCUAUUUUUGGGGAAAAGCUAGGACUGGUUUUGGAAAAUAUUGUUGAUUUUUUUCAAAACCAUAAGGUUGAUUUAUCAUUGAUUAAUAUUAAAUAUUUAUGUAUAAUACUUGUCCUUUUUUUGGUUAAUUAUAUAUAUGGGUUGGCUUUGUUUAUCAAAAUUGUUUAAUACUCUGAGGACAUUUUAUAUUAUUUUUUAUUUUGAAA
This is a messenger RNA of Lathyrus oleraceus (garden pea), 933 nucleotides long. Its product is annotated as basic leucine zipper 4. The record is from RefSeq and is a predicted model, not a curated record. Gene Ontology annotation, molecular function: DNA-binding transcription factor activity; transcription cis-regulatory region binding. Gene Ontology annotation, biological process: positive regulation of DNA-templated transcription. Bases 76 to 600 code for a protein of 174 amino acids. NCBI's taxonomy places the organism in Eukaryota, Viridiplantae, Streptophyta, Magnoliopsida, Fabales, Fabaceae. Gene Ontology annotation, cellular component: nucleus. The transcript has a single exon.